AUGUGGCUUGGGAGACAGGUUGGAUUGGCCCCUCGGCUCGUAAAUUUCAUUGUCGUAAAGUACCCACUUUAUCGCCUUAUCCACACCAGUCGCUGUCGCUGUGUUAAGGCCCGCCAUGGCAUAGUUGGGAGGUGCCGACCGUUCAGGACCUACAAUAAAAUACCGAAAAAGUACGUGUCUGGUGAACAAAAAGAAGAGCACAUGUCUCUGCGUGCAUUUGAAGCAAGAAAAAUUGCCCUCUUGGAAAUACCUAACAGUGAAAGAGGUAGAAAUAAUGGUGGAUAUGACUAA
Messenger RNA from Sphenostylis stenocarpa, 291 nucleotides. The record is from the annotation of a GenBank genome assembly. NCBI's taxonomy places the organism in Eukaryota, Viridiplantae, Streptophyta, Magnoliopsida, Fabales, Fabaceae.